GGGCAAAAGACCGCGAGCAGCCGACACACGGACAGACCGGGGCCCAGAGAGCGAGGGGGAGGACGAGUCUUAUCAGGGAAUAACAAUACGACUGGAUGCAUUUAUAUCCAAACCUUACAAUUAGCAACACUGCAGAUUCCAUCUGUCUCGCAUCGGUUUAUUUAGGCUACAAUAAUCUCGUUUAUUUCAGCGAUUCCUUCAAGGAGACCGAGCGGAGCCACCGGGCUGCCGGUACCGUAGAGGGGAGUACAAUGACAACCUGGUGAAUGUAGCCGAUGAUAUUUACCUAAUCAGACCGAAUGGAAUAAAACCGCGAAUAGCCUAAAGGACCGGGGUGCGCAUCCCGGGAGUGAUGAGAACAACGGGGAGACAGGGCUGUGUUUCUGCUGCUGUCGGCUGUCAAAUGUAUUAUUUAUGUGUGUCGUGGACUGAUCAUUUGUUGAUCCAUCAACCCCCUCCCCUCCUCUACAUAUUCUCCACCGGUAUCGUCGGAGUGUUGUAAUAUGGAUCGUUCCAGUGGCUCUGGGACCAGCGAACCCACCAAACCGCCAAACCACCAGUUGGAGAAGAAACGGUUAAACCGAGCACCAUCACCGGCCAGGCCGUUCCUGAAGGAUGUCCGCUCCUCGCCCAAACCAGCGGCUAUCGUACCUAAAUCCCCCAAACUCACCAAGCAGCAGCACUCCUCUUCCCCAGUGGCCUUAUCAUCCAAUCAAAGCCGCAUAUCCAGGCGCACCCCAACCGGAGCGAAGGAUAACAAACCAGCCACCGUGAAAAGUCACAGCACCAAGUCUUCGACAGUCACGAAGAAGACGGUUAAGGUCAUUCAACAUGCUGCGCUUGAACCUAAACCGACCACUGCAAGCGCCAGCAAACCGAGCCCGGACAGCAGCACCAGCAGUCCACACCUCGCCCUCAAAGCCAAGAAGAGUAAAAUAGCCACGCUGACCGCGUCUCACCACGGCCCGCUCAGCCUUGGCUCCCCAAUCCGCGUCCCAACCGGCGCUACCCCCCUCGGUAGCAGGGUCAGUCAGACCGACAGUAGCUCCGAUCUCUCUGACUGUCCCUCCGAACCCCUAUCCGACGAACAGCGCCUGGCUGCGGCCGCAAGCAGCGAUGGGGAGUCGGGGGGCUCCGGGUUCAGCGACAGGGAUCAGGUGGAUCAUCCUGUCCAGGCGGCAGCAUCAGCGUCAGACGCGGCCAGAGCGGCAGGGGCUACUGCCGGUAGUGGUGUUGGUUCGUUGCGCACCGCGGAGGGUAGCCCCGCGGCUGCUGGGAAAGGCGGCAUGUCUCAGGCUCCAGGACCAGGUGCUCACGGAGGAGAGGGGAGUAAACAGGAGAAAGCAUCGACCACCGCACAAUUGAUAAAACUGGAAUGCAGCAAAGAGAUAAUCGAGGAGGAUUUAUUGCGGGAAAUAGAAGAUCUCCGCUCUGAAAACGAGUACCUCAAGGAUGAAGUGGAGGAGCUGCGUGCGGAGAUGGAGGAAGUCCGGGACAGUUACCUGGAAGAGGAGGUGUACCAGGUGCAGGAGUUACGCAGGGAGCUGGACCGCUCCAAUAAGAACUGUCGGAUCCUCCAGUACCGUCUCCGUAAGGUGGAGCAGAAGAGCCUCAGAGUGGCCCAGACUGGACAUGUAGAUGGAGAGCUGCUACGCAACCUGGAACAGGAUCUCAAGGUGGCCAAAGAUGUGUCAGUGCGUCUGCACAACGAGCUGGAGAAUGUAGAAGACAAGAGGACCAGGGCUGAAGAUGAGAAUGAGCUGCUGAGACAGAGGAUCAUCGAGGUGGAGAUCUCUAAACAGGCUCUACACAAUGAACUGGACAGAAAUAAAGAGACCGCUCUACGGCGGAGAGGGAGCAGGGAAACCUUUAAGGACAAGAAGUUUCUGAAUCAGGACGACAGUGCAGAUCUCAGGUGCCAGCUGCAAUUCUCUAAGGAAGAAUCCACCCUCAUGCGAAAGAAGAUGGCCAAGCUGGGGAGGGAGAAGGAAGAGCUAGAGCAGGAGAUACAGAAGUAUAAGUCAGUCUACGGGGACGUGGACAGCCCUUUACCCCUGGCAGAGCUUGCAGGCGGUGGGCCCCACAGCACCAGGGAGGCCGAGCUACGGCUCCGACUCAAACUGGUGGAGGAAGAGGCUAAUAUUCUGGGGAGGAAGAUUGUUGAACUAGAGGUGGAGAACCGAGGCCUGCGGGCUGAGAACGAGGACAUCCGCUGCCAGUACGAGAGGGACUGUUUCGGCCGGGAGCCCUUCAGCAGCAUGCCCUCCUCCCCGUACGGCGGAGACGCUCUGGAGUCAGCCGGGGAGCUGCGGCGCCACCUACAGUUUGUAGAGGAAGAGGCAGAACUUCUCCGGCGGUCCAUCUCGGAGAUCGAGGACCACAACAAACAGCUGACCUCCGAACUGAACCGCUUCAAGUUCGGCCCGAGAGACGAGGAUGUCGAUGUCGGAGUGAUGCUGAUGAAGACCGGUAAUGGGGGUAACGGUGGCGGUGUUGUGAUGAUGGAGGAGCUGAAGGCAGCCAGGAUGCAGAUCAACGAGCUCAGCGGGAAGGUGAUGAAGCUGCAGUAUGAGAACAGAGUUCUGAUGUCCAACGUUCAGCGCUGUGACCUGGCCCAACACCUGGGCCUCCGCACCGGCUCCCCACGGGACAGCGAUGCAGACAGCGACACCGGCCGCCGAGACGCCGCAGAGGAGGAAGAAACUGGGAGGCUCCUCCUUCUACACCCCAAGAGGGAGGGGCCUGUCGGCGGCGAGAGCGACUCGGAGGACCUGUUUGAGAAGACCACCACGACCUCUGGUUUCGGAAGUCACAAGCCCUCAGACGAGAUCAGCGGGCUCAGCACCACGGAACUAGCCAACCUCAGACGAGAAGACCGUGAGACGUUCAUGAACGUCAAACGAGAAGCAGAGCGUCUUGGGAAGACCGUAGACCGCCUCAUUACUGACACGGACAGUCUGAUCUACGAGGGAAAGAUUAUAGUAACAGGAGGGGACAGUCUCUGCAUAGAGGGGUUCAGAGGACACAGGGGGGAGGGAAGCGGAGAGGACAGGGGGAACACCACCACACUCCCCGAGUCCCUACAAGACUCCCAGGUCCUGGACACUAUCAACACCCGAAUGAAGGCCUUCAGGACAGAGCUCCAUAUCUUCAUGGAGAAGGUGGAUCACCUGGGAGACGGGCUAAGGGAGAGGGUAGGGGACCGGGAUAGUGGGGAUGACCUGUCGCCCAUGCCCAACCUUACAGAGUCUAGCAGCUUCCUGUCAGGGGUCACCUCCAUGUCCCGGGAUUCUCCCAUCAGCACCCUGGGACGCGACCUGGUCACAGAUUUCCAGGUUGAGGAACGGAGGCGUCUGGAGGUGCAGGGUGUGAGGCCCAGGGGGGGUCUGGAUCUGACGGGCCUGCAGGCCCACGAGGCUCCCUGGGUCCAGGAAAGAACCCUACUGCAGCAGGAGGUCCGGUUGUUCAGACACAACACCAUCAUCUUCUAUAUGAAGCUACGCUGGAUCCUUAUGCACUGGAGGCUGGGGAAGAGGACAGAGGCAGGGGAGGAGACAGCACACUCAGAGUAUGAGAAGUUGGAGGGUAUUCCAGAGCUGAUCUUGGAGCAUGGAGAGGGAGAGACGGAGAGAGAGGACAGGGACAGGUCGUGUACCCAGCUACCCCAGAGAGACAGCCCGAGCCUGGCCCAACAACCCAACUCCCCUCCACUGAACGCCUGCAGCACCAGACACAGGGUGCUCCAGGCAGUGCGCUCCCUGUUAGAGGAGUUCAGGUUAGAGUUGAGGGAGGAGGAGAACAGGAGGUGCCAGCUGCAGCAGAUCUACGCUAAUGACAAAGCUUCCUGGGAGGUCAAAUGGGCAGAGAUGAAGUGUCACGUCGCUCAGCUGGAAGAGGAGAGACGAGAAGAGAAAGGAGAGGUGAGAGGAGAGGCCAGAGGGGAGACGCAGGGAGGAGGAGGAGGAGACAAAGACUGGGCCUUUAAACAGGAGCGAGAGGAGCACCGUUGCCUCCUGGCAGAGAGCCACAGCACCUCCCUGGACCUCCACUGGAAGCUGCAGCAGGGAGAGAAGAGGUGGGGGAGGGAGAGGAGAGGCCUACUGGAACGCUUCGACCAGGAGAGACAAGAGUGGGACAGCAACAUGAGAAACAUGCACCACAAGAUGGAGAGGCUGCAGAGAGAGCUGAAUGUCCGACAGAGCAGUGAGGGCUCACCCUCCGACGUCAAAGAUGGGGCGACGGCAGGAGGACACAGGGGUGUCUUUUCCCCUCAGGAGAGCCCAUGUAAGGUCCCUCGCUCCCCUCGGUCACCCUGCUCCCCUCGCUCUGCCACCUCCGGCCCUGUUUCCCUCCCCACCCGCUCCCACUCGGACUCAGAGGCCCAUGAAGAGCAGGGGGCUGUAGUGAGGGUCAGAGGCCCAACAGAGAACAUUUUCCUGGACGCUCUGACGCUAGACUCCCUUGGUAGCCUGGAGGUCCCACUUCCCAGCAGACUGGACUCUGACAAGAGGUUCCCCGAUAUGAACCAGGCUCUGAAUGAGAUCCCAGACAUAGAGGACCCAAUGUACCCGGAGGAAGAGGAGGAGGAGGAAGAGAUGGGCUUUGGCAGUCUGCUCAGGGCUAAGUCAGUCUGUUCUAUGAGUGACUUCCAGCGUCUGAUGGACAGCUCUCCUUUCCUGCCUGACAAGAGUCGUCAUGGUGACUGUGGCCAUGACGACGUGACUCCACCCCUUUCACCUGAUGACCUGAAGUACAUAGAGGAGUUCAACAGUAAGGGGUGGGGCUUUCCUGUCCCUGGCCCCUCCCCUACACCAGGCCACCACACCCCCACACCCAUGGAAGCCUGGGCAGAACGGCCCACGUCAGAACCAUUCCAGCCAGCCUUGUGGUUCCUGACAACCAGUGCUACGCUUACUACUAACACCCUGUCCAGCCCUGAACCCCAUCCCCUCUGCCAGCACUCCCCUCUCAGGGGUAACGGGGGUAACAGAGGAGGGGGGGCAAGUGUCCAUGUCUCCCACAGCCCCACCCGACCCCCAGGAACCCCUGAACAGGACUACAUGUACCCCAAAGGGACCAAGGGGCGAGGGGGUGGCGGUGAGGUGGGGGAUCCCCCUGGGGUAGGGGGACCAGACGAGGUAUUUGGUAAUGGUAGGUGGCCCUCCACCUGUCAUAAGGAGUUAUUAGAGGGUGGGGGUGGUCUGGGAGGCGGACUUAGGGUUCCGUCUGGCGUGGGCCCCAUCCCCACGGUGGGGUACGCCUCGUCUCUGGAGCUGCAGCUGUCACGGAACCUCAGUGAUGACAUGAAGGAGGUGGCCUUCUCCGUAAGGAACUACCGCUCAGGCCCUGGUACCUCGGACCUCCUGGAGCAACACAGACAGCUCCGAGACACUGCGUGUCAGACCAACGGUUUCACUACUCGGGGAACCCAGACCACCCAGACCAUCAGUGUGGGCUUACAAACUGACAUCCUCCGCAACCUCACCAGCUCCCCCCACCGCUGCCUCACCCCUAUAGGAGGAGGCUCUACCCCCAUCUCCUCCCCCUCCAGAAACAUCCGUAAGAUACAGUACUCUCCUGUAGUCCAGUCCAAGUUCGAGCGGACAUGUUGUUCUCCAAAGUACGGUUCUCCUAAGCUCCAGAGGAAGUUGUCGACAUCAUCGAAGGCUGACCUCCCUGUAGGGGUCUCCUCCAGCUCCACGACCGGCCCCAGGGUUCCGACUCCCACCACCCCCCAGAAGGGGGCCUCUGAGUCGGCCUGGGCUCGUUCCACCACCACCAGGGACUCUCCGGUCCACACCACCAUCAACGACGGCCUGUCCAGCCUCUUCAACAUCAUAGACCACACCCCCGUAGCUUACGAACCCCUGCAGUCCAAAUUCACCAAGUCCCCAAGCCGCACCCGCCCCGCUCCCCCUGACCCCUCACCUCCCGGGGGGCCAGGGCCCAGGAGUUCCUGA
This is a messenger RNA of Oncorhynchus tshawytscha (Chinook salmon), 5960 nucleotides long. RefSeq names its product microtubule cross-linking factor 1. Lineage: Eukaryota; Metazoa; Chordata; Actinopteri; Salmoniformes; Salmonidae. The record is from RefSeq and is a predicted model, not a curated record. Bases 504 to 5960 code for a protein of 1818 amino acids. Gene Ontology annotation, biological process: regulation of autophagy. The transcript is spliced from 17 exons.